Molecule: messenger RNA, 743 nt
Organism: Epinephelus lanceolatus (giant grouper)
Lineage: Eukaryota; Metazoa; Chordata; Actinopteri; Perciformes; Serranidae
Source: RefSeq, a predicted model, not a curated record
GAAACCGUGUGGCCAGGAGGCGGUUAUAUCACCUUUGAUUUAGCCAUAUCAGACGUGGGGGAACAAGAAGACUGUUAAGAUGAAGACAGCAUUGAUUGUGGUUUGUGUGCUGCUCCUGGGGUGGACCUGGACCCUCCAGGGCGUCCCUGUUGAGGUGAGCCAGGAGAAAGCUGAAGAUACUGAACAUGAGGUUGCUACCGAGGAACCUGCUCACUCCCAUGCAGAUGUGUCCAACGAAACUGUGUCCAAUGCAACUGCGUCUAAUGCAACUUCACUCGAUACUCAUGAGCAUGAUUCACAUGAGCAUGGUACACAUGCGCCUGAUACUCAUGACCAUGGUACCCAUGCCCCUGAUUCACAUGACCACGGUACCCAUGCCCCUGAUUCACAUGACCACGGUACCCAUGCCCCUGAUUCACAUGACCACGGUACCCAUGCGCCUGAUUCACAUGAGCACGGUACCCAUGCGCCUGAUUCACAUGACCACAGUACACAAGCGCCCAAUGCAGCAGCUUAAUAGCUCUCCAAGCCAAAGUGUUGAUGUCCCGAUGAAGGGCUUUCUGAGGCCGAGCGACUGAAGGCUGAGUGAGAUGAAGAAACGUCGCCGCUCAUCUUACAGAUACUCUUUCAGCACUUACAGAAUGUGUGAAGUCCUGUCACAGCAGAUGACCAAUAAAGCAACUAACUCGCUGUUCUGUUGUGUUGAUGUUUGUUGUUUAAAGGAUUAAAUGACAACUAACUUC